AAGUGCUUUCAGUCCGGAUUGCGCUUCGAGUCGCUUCACUGCCGUUAGGUUAGGUGUCAUUGGGUGACAGUGUCCCGAAUUUAGGUUAGAAGUGCAUUCGAGUCGUUUCAGCACCAAUUCCACUCCGACUCGCUCCACCCCCAUCGGGGAACAACCAAACCGGACCAGAACAAGGGCGAAAAGUCGGUGAACCCCCGAUGCCGAUGGGCUGCGACGGCGCCACUGGUCAAUGACAGCCGGGUGGCAUACGAGGGCGAUUUGGUUGGUGCGGCUGUCGAUGGGGCGCACGUCAAGUGAGCGCCGCGACUAGUUUGCGGCGAAGCAGAGCCGGCGCGGCGUUGCCACGAUGCUACGCACCAGACGACGCGACAACAAUGUGAAACCAAACCGCAGGCUGGACCGGAAGUCGUCCAGAGGAAUGCUGUACGAGAAUGAGGAGCUGCGCCUCAAAACCAUCAACAUCAAUGCGGAAAUCGAGCGAGGACAGUCGGACAUCAAGAAGUUGAAGCGCGAGAACGAGAUGCUGAAGAAGGAAAUCUGGUGCUUGCGCGAUGAGUACGACAAGCUGGACAAGCUGCUGAAGGACAAGAAAAUCGACUUUUCCUCGUCGUCCACGACCUUCAGCAGCAGCUCGAGCGAAACGGAAAGCUGCUCGAGCUGCACGGAGGAAUCCGAGGAGGUGGAAACGUCGCAAAACCUGCAAAACGUGCAGAAAACCAACCACCUGACCGCCAUCCAGGACCAGUUCGACCAUCUGUCGAUUGUCACCGAGGAAACGUCGUGCGACAACUCGGAGCGCAACUCCACAAACACGCGACAGUCGCUGCCAAACGACGCGAGCGACUCCAUGCUGUGGAACUACAAUGACAGGAACGCGAUCAAGCCCGAUCAGAGCUACCCGGCGUAUGGCAGCGCCAUCCAACCGAGCCGGUCGCAAACGCUGCCCAACCAGGUGCACUUCAACUGUUUCGCCCCCAUUCAGCACUCGAAAAGCUUCGACGACAACCACUUCAGCCAGGUGCACCAGCAGCCCCUCUACCCGGAGGAGCUGUACACGCCGCCGCUGUCCGGCCACGAGGGGGCGGCGCCGUCGCCCCCCAUCGCCAUCUCGCCGAGCCCGCAGGGCGAGAACUUCUUCAGCAAGAAACUGGUGCAAACCGACGCAACCAACUUCUACCAGAACGUGGUGUUGGGGUCGAAGAGCGCGCGCCCCCCGCCAGAGGCGCACGCGCUCGACAAGCGAGCCACCGACCUGAUCGUCAAAAUCGACAACCAAAACUUCAGCAAACCGCUGACGUACAGCAACACCACGCCCAGCACCACCUUCUCCAACGGCGGCAACCUGGAGGAGCUGCUGCACGACAUCGAGUCGAUUUCGCAGGAUAUACUGAAGCUAAGCGAUUUGCAGAGGGGGGCCAAUCAGCUGCCCGCGCUGCCCGAGGAACGCCCGGGGGCGGAGCCCCAGCGCGCGCUCACCGACAGCGAGGAGCGCCUGCACAAGAGCGAACUGAACGUGGUGCUGAUGCCCAAGGCGAUGCCCCUCAUCGGCUUCGACAAGUACCGCAACAUUCAGCGGAGCUUCGAGAGCCUGAACGCGCAGCCGCUGUCCGUCGCCAGACCCCCAGAAGACGCCCAGCAUCGACUCGAAGAAAUCCACGACGGAAGCCUCGAAUUGCGACCCGAAGACGCCCAACUCCUCGGAGAGCGACAAGAAGAAGGAGAAAAAGGGGCGCAAAAGCGUGUCGGUCAGUCCGGACCGGAACCGCCACGUCCACAUGCAGCACGACGGCCUGGCGGCGAAAAAGCACAAAAAGCACCGCAGGGAGCGGUCGGGCGGCCGCACCCGGCGCGGUUCCACCGAUCCCCGCAUGCGCGAGCGCUCCUUCUCCGUCUGCACGGACCGAUCGCUGGGCGCAGGGGGCGCUGCCGGCAGUUUCCUCUAUGAGGAGUACAGCGACCGCGAGCGCACCAACAGUGGCUCCUCCUGUGAGUCGCCCGACAACCAUCGCAAGUUCUCCGGCAUCUCCAAUGCGCCGCUCAACGGCAAACUGCCCUGGUGCGGCUGCUGGGGCAACGGAUGCCUUUGACUCGACCACCCUGUAUAUAUUCCUACUAUCAGCACGCAAAUAAAACCCGUUUUUUUCGUA
This is a messenger RNA of Dendroctonus ponderosae (mountain pine beetle), 2147 nucleotides long. RefSeq lists its product as uncharacterized. The record is from RefSeq and is a predicted model, not a curated record. NCBI's taxonomy places the organism in Eukaryota, Metazoa, Arthropoda, Insecta, Coleoptera, Curculionidae.